Penicillium waksmanii is the source of this 525-nucleotide messenger RNA. RefSeq lists its product as uncharacterized. The record is from RefSeq and is a predicted model, not a curated record. Lineage: Eukaryota; Fungi; Ascomycota; Eurotiomycetes; Eurotiales; Aspergillaceae. The transcript has 2 exons. Bases 1 to 525 code for a protein of 174 amino acids.
AUGGCCGACACGGAUAUCACAGAAGUCAUUCAAUUCGGACAAGACGCGGAGGAAAGCAAGCAGCCUGAUUUCACGCCGGAUCACAAGCCAGACUGUGGCAAUCCUGCCAACCUGGAUGCAACCCCCGAGCAAGUACCCCCUGUGAUAACGGACAAGCGAGAAUUGUUAGUGAAUGAGCCUUUUGAGCGGGACGAUCCAAGCUUAGCCUUCCAAGGAGCGCGACUCUUGGGUCUCUAUCGAAGCCUAUGGAAGUCGUCCGUGUCCAAACAACUCAAUGGCGAGAGCCUCGAAAAGAACAACGAAACAUCGGGAGAGGCCAACAUGGAUCUCAAAAGUGAAAGAGAUGGACUUCAACUCCUGUAUGACGAGCAGCAGUCUCGGUUGCUUCUUUUGGAUCGAGAGCUGGAGCUUUCUCGACAGCGAUUGAUCAGCAUUCUCAAUCACUGGAGCCAGUACUCUCGUGGCGAGCUGACGGGACUGGGGGGGUCUGCGAUAAAAUCCAGACAUUUCGGGCAUUCUUCGUGA